This is a messenger RNA of Zingiber officinale, 1089 nucleotides long. Its product is annotated as cactin-like. The transcript is spliced from 3 exons. Gene Ontology annotation, cellular component: spliceosomal complex; cytoplasm. Gene Ontology annotation, molecular function: protein binding. The record is from RefSeq and is a predicted model, not a curated record. Bases 352 to 1032 code for a protein of 226 amino acids. Gene Ontology annotation, biological process: mRNA cis splicing, via spliceosome. Lineage: Eukaryota; Viridiplantae; Streptophyta; Magnoliopsida; Zingiberales; Zingiberaceae.
GAUUUAUGGUCAAAUUUGCCCUAAUUCCGCCCGCCCGACGCCGUGCCUGUCUCCGCCGACGCUGCGCCUUCCUCCGCCCGACGCCGCCGACUCUGCGCCGCCCUCUGCCAUCCCUACCCAUCCGGAAGAGGUCUACGGCGGCUGCUGUGGGUCGUCACCGAGGAGCUGCGACGUCGCCGAAGAGUCGGGCUGCUGCCCUCUUUCACGCCGGCGAGCCGCGAGCAGCAACUGCUGCUGCCACAGUGCAGUGCGUCCUCCCUCGCCCGUGCGGCUUCCGUCCUGCCUUAUCCGUGCGCCCUCCGUCGUCUUUGCGCCUUCCGUCGUCUUUGCCCCCUCCUUGUUGCAGGCAGCAUGCUGAAACGCAAGUCCGUAGAAAUAUUGGAGCAGACAAUGAAUGCGAAGAAGGCGCGCACACCCACACCCCAAGAGAAUAUGAAACUCAAAGCUAUGAGAGCCAUGGGAGCAGCUCUGGAUGAAGGCGAUGCACUUUUCGGUGCCGGCUCCGAAGUAACUCUGGAUUCACAGGUGAAAUGGUGGCAUGAUAAAUACCUUACACAGAAGCCAGAAUAUCUCAAUCUGAUUCGUACAGGAUUUGUCUGGAAUAAGUACAAUCGAACUCACUACGAUCGUGACAAUCCUCCUCCUAAGAUUGUCCAAGGUUACAAGUUCAACUUAUUUUUUCCGGACCUUGUUGAUAAGUCUAAAGUACCGCAGUAUGUAUUUGAAAAGGAUGGCACCAGUACCGACACCUGCCUCCUCAGAUUCUACAGUGGCCCUCCCUAUCAGGACAUAGUUUUUCGGAUUGUAAAUAAGGAUCUGGAGUAUUCUCCAAAGAAAGGCUUUAUGUCUACAUUCGACAAUGGGACUUUGCGAUUGUAUUUCAAUUUCAAACAGUAUCCUUAUCGACGAGAGAAGACUACUGAUGUAUACCUUUAUGAAGAUCUAAGAGUUUGUACAUUAUUUUUUUUUUAUUUUUUGCAUCCGUAUAGUCGCCAUGUAGUUUGUAUGCGACGGUAUUGUUCUUGUUCUUGAAACUUAAUUGGUCACUGAUUCAACUACUUGAUUUGAGCCUGUCUACUAAAUCAAAAU